AUGCCCCGUUACAACGAAGACGACCUUGCUUACGGAGAGUAUCACGGUCAGGGUGGUGAAGAGUCCAGUCGCCACUUCAUUGGAGACGUCUUCCAUCGAUUGAGGGGUACGAAGCCAGACAGCGAAUAUUCCCACGAGGCGGCACAAACACAAACACCUCCGGGCUCUACAACCCCAUAUGACCCUCAUCUCAUCGAUCCAAACCCCACCACUGUGGGAAACAUACAAUCCCACGAUCCACCCGCCCAGUCUUCAUCCACCAUGUCAUCUCUCUUUGGCAAGGUCCACCAGGCCGUGCAUGGAGUCGGGGCACAGAUCAAGGACAAAAUCAACACCUUGGGCGAUAACCAGACCGUCCACGCGCAUACCAGCGUUGAUGGACAGUGCUCGGAUGGAGCCCAUAGCAACAGUAGGCAUAGAUUCCAUUCGUUCGCUCCUCAGCGCGAAGGCAACGAGUUGAAGUGGUACGUGGAUGGCUGCAAUUAUAUGUGGGCUGUAAGUGUAGCCAUUGAGCAAGCCAGGGAGAGCAUAUGGAUUCUUGAUUGGUGGCUGUCCCCCGAGCUCUACCUGCGUCGUCCACCAAAGAAGUUCGAGAACUACCGAAUUGAUCGUAUGCUAAAAGCAGCCGCUGAACGAGGUGUGAAGGUCAACAUCAUUGUGUACAAAGAGGUGACCCAAGCACUCACUCUCUCUUCGGCGCAUACGAAGCACCAUCUCGAGGAUCUGCACCCCAACAUCGGCGUAUUCCGUCACCCCGACCACCUUCCGGAUACCGCCGUCCUCAGCUCGUCCUUUAUCAGUUCCUUACAGAACCUGAAACUCACAGCUGCUUCUGCCGCAAAACUUCCCGGUGAUGCUUUAAAAGCCGUGUAUGGGACGUCGGAAGGUACGGUGUUAUACUGGGCCCACCACGAGAAGUUGUGUCUCAUCGAUGGCAACCUGGCCUUUAUGGGAGGGCUUGACCUCUGCUACGGCCGCUGGGACACUCAUCAGCAUCCAAUUGCAGACCUCCACCCCGCAAAUAUUGAUGACACUGUUUUUCCAGGGCAAGACUACAACAAUGCCCGAAUCAUGGACUUCCAAGAUGUUCCCCAUUGGGAGAACAACAAGUUGGACCGAACGAAGAGUGCACGGAUGGGCUGGAGCGAUGUCAGCCUAUGCGUCAGGGGUCCGGCGGUUGAAGAUCUCAAGGUCCAUUUCGCCGAAAGAUGGAACUUCAUUUGGCAAGAAAAAUACAGUGUGAAGAACGAAGGCCGUUAUCAUAAGAUUGAUAUCCAUCGCUCUUCAUAUGGAGUGGUCGGCGAGGGCCAGACGGGUGCCGAUUCAGCACAGGGAUCGUACCAACCCUCAGGCGCCCAAGGCCUAGAUGGCGCACCAUCAGAGUUCCAAGCACAAAGCCAAGGCCAGUAUUUCCCCCCUCCGCCAACCCAAGCGAGUCGGGGAAUAGAUCAUGCCGAAGGCGAACGCGGAUUUGGCGGAGAGGAUGGAGAGAGAGGGUUUCGUCAUGGACGCCUCGGUGGUGCAGGAGACAAACUGUGGCAACGGGUUGAGGGUGGCCUUCAACAAUUCGAGGACAAGUAUCAAUUACACCACGAAUCUCACCAUAGUGAACAGCAGCAAACCGGCCCUCUAGGAGGAGCCAUCUGUCAGCUCACUCGCUCCUGUGCAGAAUGGUCGCACGGCACGCCUCUUGAACAUUCCAUCGCCAACGCUUACAUCGAGACCAUUACUGCUGCGAAACACUUUAUCUACAUCGAGAACCAGUUCUUUAUCACAGCCACGACCCCGGAGCAGAAGCCUGUGGCAAAUCUCAUUGGCUCGGCCAUCGUUGCGCGGAUCAAACGAGCGGCACGAGAGAACCAGCCGUUCAAGAUAUUCGUGAUGAUGCCGGCCGUCCCGGCGUUUGCAGGGGACUUGCGAAGCGACGAUGCCCUCAGCACCCGAGCCAUUAUGGAGUUCCAGUAUCAGAGCAUUUGCCGGGAUCAGAAACGCCAGCUGAGCAUCUACGAGCAACUCGCGCGCGAAGAUAUCGACCCGGUCCAGUACAUCCGAUUCUACAAUCUGCGCAAUUUCGACCGGCUUAACACGAGUGCGGCGUUGAGGACGGUCGAACAGAGCGCUGGUGUGAGUUAUGAAGACGCACGUAAGCAGUAUGACGAACAGGUUGGGGGCGGUUUCGGUCAAGGGCAACCGGAAGGACAGGAGACCUCGAGGGGAUAUGACCCUUCCGGAUACCAACCGUACCAUCCUGCUCCCGCUGAAGCAGACUCGAAUCCCGGUUACCCACCGCCACCGCCUCGUCCUCAGGAUCAGUACAACCCGCCUUCCCAUACCGGAUACGGUGCUCCACAGGACUACUCCGGCGCCGCACCAUACUCGACCUACCAGUCUGCAACCUCGCAAGCCUCUUCGGACCCGACGCCCGAUACCGUGUCCAAUGCUUACAUGCAAGGCGGACAGGACAUCCGCAGCGCCCCAUGGUCCGGCGACGCGCAGUCAGAGCUGUCAUCCAUCGUCUCGGAAGAGCUCUACAUUCACUCCAAACUGUUGAUCGCGGACGACUCGGUGGUGAUCUGCGGCUCGGCCAACCUGAACGACCGUUCCCAGCUUGGCAACCACGAUAGCGAAAUCGCCAUCAUCAUCCGUGACCGCACGCCCGUGCCCGGCCCGCCGCCGACGAUCGCCGGACGUCCCAACGAGCAGGCGAACGCGUUCGCGACGAGUCUGCGGCGGUUCAUCUUCCGGAAACAUCUGGGGUUGGUCCCCCCGCAGCAGAUGGACCGACCGGAUCGCAACGCCAUGCCGCUCGACGGCGGGAUGGGAGGGAUGACUAACGACUACGACUGGGGCAGCGAGGAAGAUCGCGCAGUCCACGAUCCACUGAGUGAGCCGUUCCUCGCCCUUUGGGACGGCACGGCGAGACGCAACACAGAGUCGUUUCGGAAAGUGUUCCACCCUGUCCCUGAUGACACGGUGCGGACGUGGACGGCGUACGAGGAGUAUUACACGAAAUUCUUCGCGCCCCCGAAGCAGGAGGGCGCGGCCAAGGAAGGACAACCGGUUCCCAAGGCGAAGUAUGACGUCGGGCAUGUGGUCGAGGAGAAUUUCCCGGGCGGGGUGCACGAAGUCAAGGAGAUCUUGAGUCAGGUGAAAGGAACGCUAGUGGAGAUGCCAUUGCUGUUCCUAAAGGAUGAGGAUAUCGCGAAGGAAGGCUUGGGGUUGAAUGCUUUCACUGAAGAAGUCUACACGUGAGGGCAUUCGAACAUCUCGGCGGUGACGUAACAGCCUAUGAGUGAUGAGUUCGACAAAUGAGACACGAGGCUUUAUGACCAUGUUGAUCAUCGUUAUGUUCACGACUCACGAGAAGCACGGCGGGCCUAGUUGAUGUCAUCUCAAUAUCAUCAUCGUCUGGCCCGCGUUGCUCCAGUGGCCUCUCUAUCCAACACUACGGUCGCGACAGCUACCUACAAUUUAAACGGCCCCUUGCAGCCACGCGAAAUCCCAAAGCAGAUGGAAGGUCAGGUGGCGUACGAUCUGUGUCGCCAGAAGAAGACAA
This is a messenger RNA of Eremomyces bilateralis CBS 781.70, 3556 nucleotides long. RefSeq names its product phospholipase D/nuclease. The record is from RefSeq and is a predicted model, not a curated record. Bases 1 to 3252 code for a protein of 1083 amino acids. The transcript is spliced from 5 exons. Gene Ontology annotation, biological process: cell motility; phosphatidic acid biosynthetic process; intracellular signal transduction. Gene Ontology annotation, molecular function: D-type glycerophospholipase activity. NCBI's taxonomy places the organism in Eukaryota, Fungi, Ascomycota, Dothideomycetes, Eremomycetales, Eremomycetaceae.